GUGCUCCCUGUGGGUCUCGCUUCUGGUCUCACUUGUAGCUCCCGGGCUGGCUGAGCUUCCGCGGGGAUUCAUCUGGGUCCUAAGGGGAGGUGGUGCAUGCCCAGAGUGAAGUUCGGGCUAUGGAUGCUUUCAGUGAGGAAUUGAUGAGGUCUGUGGAAGAUGAUGAUCAAGUAGAAGCAUCAAUAGGCUGUGGUCCAGAAAUACAUUUACCUUGGCUCUCACAGCACCUCCAGAACACAGUGAGUCAUGGCCAUAAGGGGAUAAAUUUUGCUCAGACGACGAGUAUUUGUUUAAAUUUCAUACAAGAAGCCCUGCUGAAGCACCAGUGGCAGCGAGCCUCAGAGUUCCUGCAGCAUUAUUUCCAGGCCCUGGAGGACUUUAACAGCCAGAAACGGCAGGUGGCCCUGCAGAACAUUUGGAAACUGGGCAGUGCAAUUUUAUAUCAUCAUCCUAAGAGCAACGUUGAAACCUUCAAUGCCUUUGCUGACCGGAUGAAAAAUAUUGGUGUCCAAAAUUAUUUAAAGAUCUCCCUACAACAUGCAUUAUACCUUCUGCAUAAGGGAAUGGUUGAGGAGGCUUACAGGAACCUAAACCAGGCAGAGAGCUGGAGAUACGGUGAAAUGUCUGCUUCCCAAGAAAAAAUAAUUAAACUUAUCCAGGCCUACAGAGGACUUUUGGAUUAUUAUACAUGGUCUAAAAAGAGGACUGAACUGUCCAAAUUUGAUAUGGACGGUUUUGCCACCAGUGCAGCAACCCAGGAUAUGCACAGCUAUUUCCGACAGGCAUCAGUAAAUCUUCACGAGAUCAUUAAAAUCCCUGGAGUAUGGGACCCAUUUGUAAAGAGUUAUGUAGAGAUGCUAGAAUUCUAUGGAGAUCAAGAUGGAGCCCGGCAGGUGCUCACUGACUAUGCCUAUGAUAACAACUUUCCAUCAAAUCCAAAUGCUCACAUCUACUUAUACAAAUUUCUGAAGAAGGAAAAGGCACCAGAAGAUAAAUUGAUUAGUGUGCUUAAGAUUUUGCACCAGAUUGUGCCUUCUCAUAAGAUUAUGCUAGAAUUUCACAUGUUACUUAGGAAGUCAAAGAAAGAAGAACACCAGAAACUGGGGCUGGAAGUUCUAUUUGCAGUCUUAGAUUUUUCUGGUUGCACUGAGAACAUAACUGCUUGGAAGUACUUGGCGAAGUACCUGAAACAAAUAAUGAUGGAAAAGCACCUCAACUGGGUUCAGGAGGGGUGGAGUUCUAGAAAGGACUGGUGGCCAACAUUUCACUUCAGCUACUAUCUAGCAAAAAAGAAUUGGAAGGAAAAUAAGAUCCUGGCACUGGAAAAAGCUUUCACAUCUGGAAUACUGUUGGGAAAAGGUUGCAAAUAUUUUAUGUAUGUUUCUAAACAAGGUCAUAAAGUCCAAAAGAAGAGUAUUAAAACAAUGAAGAAAUUUGUGAUGAAGCACAAUAUCUUAGAUUCAGAAGAACUCUAGUGUUAUAGAAUUAUGGUAUAAUGAAGAGAUCAUUGGAGUUAGGAUCAAAAGACCUGGAUUUGUGUCCCAGUUUUGACAUCUGUGUAAUCUUGAGAAAGUCUCAACAGCUUUGAGACUCAGUUCCCACAUCUAUAAAAUGAGGGAAAUAAUAUUUUCUCGUCAGCCUCAUAAAAUGACUGUGAAGAAGGCACUUUAUGAAAGUAAAGUAUUAUAAAAAUGUGUACACAAAGUACUUUGGUUAAAUGAAGCAAUCUUCAGAUCUUCAGAAAAAACUAUUUUUCUAUGUUAAAAUUAUUGUAAUCAGUUUUGCAAAGAAAACUUGUUUCAGCAUAACUGUAGCUUCACUGUAACUAUAAUGUU
Vombatus ursinus (common wombat) is the source of this 1835-nucleotide messenger RNA. RefSeq names its product TATA box-binding protein-associated factor RNA polymerase I subunit A-like. Gene Ontology annotation, cellular component: RNA polymerase I transcription regulator complex. Lineage: Eukaryota; Metazoa; Chordata; Mammalia; Diprotodontia; Vombatidae. Gene Ontology annotation, biological process: transcription by RNA polymerase I. The transcript has 11 exons. Bases 120 to 1475 code for a protein of 451 amino acids. The record is from RefSeq and is a predicted model, not a curated record.